UACGAGGUGUGAUGGACGGAGACGAAUCAUAAACAUGUCAAACGAUCAUGCGCUGUUGUUGUUCGCUUCAGGUUACCUGCUCAGAAUAAUAAACGUAUUCUCGGAAAAGUGACACAAACACACACGGUGUACCGUCUCAUGAAAAUAAGAGAAGGGAAACCGGUUUGUGUAGUGUUCAACUCCCAACGGGCUCUGGUUUGUAAGUUGUUUAGAUGUUUACGUCUGUGGUGAGCUUCAGGGGGAACAUCGGCACUGCCAACAUUUUUAUGAUCGAGGGGGGCGUCUGCAAUGUCAGUGGACGUGCGACUACAUUAGUGGGUGGAGCUGGGUGAGGGUCACUCGUUUGAAAGCUGAAGUCACUGGAUGUUCACCCUCAAAAUAGCGCCACAGAGGCUAUAUAGACGUGCUGUCGGGCUUGCCCUUAUCAGACUGCAAAUCUGUGCAAGGGCUGAUUGGCAAACUACUUAUUCUGGAAGGAGACAUGAACAAUAAGCAAGACAAAACUGUGGGUUAAAAACGAGGAGUUAUUGAAGUUCUGGAACCUCAAAGGAUAAAGUGAUCCGAAGACAGAAAAGGACAAAGGAUAUUGCUGUGUCAUUGGAUUGUUCUGCUCAUCUGGAUUUCUCCUCCUGAUUUCCGAGUGAAAGGAGGAGACAAAGCUGCAAAGAUGAAGUACAACUACCACGUACCGCUGACAUCAUACACACGGAGCUCCCAGUACACCCCAACGUACCACACACCGUCUUACUACAGCCCUUCACACUACACACCCACGACGUCCACAUACGCUGCAGUAUCAAAGCACACCCCGACACAGUACAGCACUUCGUAUCACACCCCGUCCCAUUACACGCCCUCCUACAAAGCUGCGUCCACGUACAGCCCUGCUUACAGCAAAGCCUUGCGCUGCACUUCAACUCAACGCAAACAGCCUCAAGAGACCCCUGCACCUGUCAUACCUGUGGUGCCGGCCAAGAGGACUGUACACUUCCCCAAUGACAUCAUCUUCCAAGAUAUCGUUCGAAGAGGAGAUUUGGAGCAAAUUGGACGUUUCAUGAGAGCGAGGAAAGUGCGCGUAGAUACACUUUUUCAUUCAGGUAUGGCUGCGUUGCACGAGGCUGUCCUGACGGGUAACCUGGACGUGGUGAAGCUGCUGGUGAAAUACGGCGCAGACGUCCAUCAAAGGGAUGAGGACGGGUGGACGCCGCUACACAUGGCCUGCAGUGACGGCUACCCUGAGAUUGCCAAGUAUCUGCUGGCAAUGGGAGCAAGCACAGAAGCUGAGAAUGAGAGUGGAGAGAAGCCUGCAGACCUCAUUGAUCCAGACUGCAAAGAUUUGGCCAAACUCUUUGAGACUGGCUGUGUGUGAUUGACCAGCAAAUAAAUGAAAAAGCCCCGCCCACAACCUACUGGACACAGAAGGUGCUGUUUCAAGCCAAACCAAUCAGACUGAACCGAACAGAAGAAUAUUUGCACCAUAACUUGUGUCAUUUGACCGAUUUUGGGACGCAAUUUUUGUUCAUCCUAUUUCUUUUGUAAGAAACAUUUUUAGAAAACAGCCAAUUUUUAUCAGAUUAAUAUUUUUAUUUACUUCUUUAUAAAUUAAGGAAUUAUUUUGUGCAUUUACAUUUCUACGUAGAAAUACAUAUUUGGGAAUAUUCUGAUUUUUUUUUAAUAAACUGUAUUUCUAUCCUUAUGGGCUUCUUGGUGAAGGAAUUCCAUCAGUUGUAUUUGUGUUAAGCAGUGACUGUUCAUGUAGCAGGUUGCACUCUGUAUGAUGUUUGCUUCCAAACUAUGAAUACAUUCUGAGUCGUGUUUUAUACAGUUUUAUGCAUCCUGGCUGCUGGGCAGAAGGAUACUCUUACAGAUCAGUUGGAAUGAUAAAUAUAUACAUUAUUGACAUCUGAACAAAGUAAACAAAAAUGUAUUUAGUUUAGGCAUCUCUGCCUCUGCAGCUUUUUUGCUCGUGUAAUAUGUUGUUUGCUGUACGAAGUGUACAAACCUGUAAAAAUCAAAGUCUUAUCAACGCUUGUGCAGUUUUGAAUUUUGUACAUUUUCAUGAAUAAAGACACUUUUAUAAAUA
This is a messenger RNA of Oryzias melastigma (Indian medaka), 2083 nucleotides long. Its product is annotated as protein phosphatase 1 regulatory subunit 27. The transcript has 3 exons. The coding region runs from base 668 to 1369 and encodes 233 amino acids. Gene Ontology annotation, molecular function: phosphatase binding. The record is from RefSeq and is a predicted model, not a curated record. NCBI's taxonomy places the organism in Eukaryota, Metazoa, Chordata, Actinopteri, Beloniformes, Adrianichthyidae.